ACCUCCCAGGCUGCUCUCCCAAGCCCAGAAGCCAAAGGCCCUGCCUAGCUGCUCCUUUAGGUUUAAAGCAACCAGCAGCUUCCAGCUCUAUGUUGUGCUGCGUCACUUCACAAAAUGAAACUUCGCCCCCCACCAACUCCUCCCUACUGAUUCCUGCGGCCUGGCCCCCACCAUUCCCCCCCUCACCUCAUCCCUUCCAUGUCACCAGUAGCACCACUGCCUGGACUGGAUCGCUCCGUGACCUCAGAAGCUGCCGUAUCCUGAGUCAGGCCCUUGGUCCCUCUAGCUCCGUACAGGAUUGCCUUCACGGACUGGCAGCAGCUUCUCCAAGGCUGCAGGCAGGCCUCUCUCAACCCCACCUGGAGAGGCUGCCAGGGAGGGAGGGAACCUCCACCCACUGUGUCUCUACCCUUCACCUGCCUUGCCUGGCGCCCACCCAGUCCCAGGAGUCACCACCAGCCGCCACUGCUGUCCACACAUACGCAGCUGCCCGCCGAUCAUGAGGAUGGGCAGCUUGUGGGUUAGGUUAGGACAGCAUAGGAAGGAAGCUGCCAUAGACCGAGACAGACCCUUGGUCCCCCUAGCUCAGUAUUGUCUACUCUACCCAGACUGGCAGCGUCUUUUCCAAGGUUGCAGGCAGGACUCUCUCUCAGCCCGAACUUGGAGAUGCUGCCAGGGAGGGAGCCUGGAACCAAGAUGCGCUUCCAGAGAAGCUCCCUCCUCUAAGGGGAAUGUAUUUGACAGUGCUCACACAUCAGGUCUCCCAUCCAUAUGCAACCAGGGCAGACCCUGCUUAGCUAAGGAGACAAGUCAUGCUCGCUACCGCCAGACCAGCUCUCCUGGGUCAUGCCGACACCUUAACCUUGACAAGGAGCUCCACAGAGAGUAGUCCAUUCUCUGUGUGCAAGGCAAUCUCUUUGCGAGAGGAAAUCACCCGGGGGGUCAACACAUACCAGAGAGGGGCCAUGGCCAGCUGCCGGGAUCUCUUCUAUGCAACUGUCGUGGGUUUGCUCUUCAAAGGCAUCUUCACCACUGGAAACACUGACUCAGGCAUCUCUGUGAAGGUGCAAGGGAGCAGUGUCACCCUGGUGUGUAAGCUCCCGGAGGGUGUAAAUGCCUCCUGGACAAAAGAUGGGUUGCCGAUAGAGCCGCCUGCCGCAGGUGGGAAUAAACUGCCCUUGGGUUCCGCCCUGGACGACCCUCAAGGCAUCUACCGGUGCAACGAUGGGACAUUUCUGCAGGUCUUCUUCCGAAUGUGCCAGACCUGCAUCCAUCUGGACGCCGCCACAGUCACGGGGCUUGUGGUGGGCAACAUCUUGGCUACAGUCUUCCUGGCCGUGGCUGUCUACAAAAUCGCUGCGCAGGAGCCGGGCCGGCUGUCCCGAGCUUCUGACAAGCAGAGCCUGCUGGCCAGUGAUCAGCUCUACCAGCCCCUCGGAGAACGCAGCAAUGGAGAGUACAGCCGCCUUGGCGUGGGCAAGGCCCGCCGCCAGUGAGAAGGGGGUGCUGGUUGUUCCUCGCUGUGCCACAAAGAGCCGCCCCCGCCCCGCUGCCCGCGCCUGGCCUGGCCUUCGCCUGCUUGGACUGCUGCUGCUGCUGCCGCCCUGGCUGGGGGCGCGUUCUGGAGGGCCCCUCGGAUCAGCCACUUGCAGGGAUUCUGGCUGCACGCCCAGUGCAGAAGGCGGCCCCUGUGCUGACCGCAGGCCUGCUGGCGAAGAAGAAGGGGAAGCGCUGCUCCCCCCACGCCCCGCUCCACUGCUUGCCCUUCACCGCCCACCAGGAGCAGGAGGCACUUCAGGUGGCUCCUCCCGCUCUCCUGCGCUGCCUGCAGGCCGGCCAUUCCUCAGGUAGAGCUGCCAGGUUAACCCCAAAGGGGGGGGAGCAGGGGGAGCAACCGGAGCCGCCGCUCCUGCCUCCUUUGGCCAAGCCCCAAGUGCUGCCCACUGUAGCUGCUCUGCCCCUAGAGCGAGAGAAGAGCAGCCUCUUCCGCUUGGCCCCUCAGGAGGCUGGAGGCUCUGGCCGUCCCUUCCUGUGCACUUCGGUCAGCAUCUCCCCCAGUUUGGGGAGAGAACCAAGGAGUCUGGUGGGACCUUGCUGGGUGGGCGGUGGGGCCGCCUAGGCACGGCUUUUGGCCUGGGUGGGGCAGGGAGGCGUCUUCAAGAGCCUCCCUCAGUGGCAGCCCCCGGCCCGGAGCAGCAGAACUCUGCCCUGGGCCGACUUCCCUUCUCCGGAGAAGAGGCCGAAAUGCAGCCGCUUCUGCAGCCGCCUGGUUGCUCCUCGCGUCUCUCACCCCUGUGCACUUCAGAUCUGCCUUAAUAAAGCACUUUGCUCCUUG
Molecule: messenger RNA, 2335 nt
Organism: Hemicordylus capensis (graceful crag lizard)
Lineage: Eukaryota; Metazoa; Chordata; Lepidosauria; Squamata; Cordylidae
Product: T-cell surface glycoprotein CD3 gamma chain-like
Exons: 7
Coding region: 813-1496 (227 amino acids)
Biological process (GO): positive thymic T cell selection; cell surface receptor signaling pathway
Cellular component (GO): alpha-beta T cell receptor complex; external side of plasma membrane; membrane
Molecular function (GO): transmembrane signaling receptor activity
Source: RefSeq, a predicted model, not a curated record